GCUCAUUCCAAAGGAUGAGCAGGAGAAGAUGAAAGAGCUCUUCAAAAUCAACCAGUUCAACCUGAUGGCCAGUGACUUGAUUGCCCUUAACCGGAGCCUGCCCGACGUGAGGUUAGAUGGGUGCAAGACCAAGGUCUACCCCGACGAGCUGCCCAACACCAGCGUGGUCAUCGUGUUCCACAACGAGGCCUGGAGCACUUUGCUCCGCACCGUCUACAGCGUCAUCAACCGCUCGCCCCACCGCCUGCUGGCCGAGAUCAUCCUGGUGGACGACGCCAGCGAGAGAGAGUUUCUGAAGGCCUCCUUAGAGAACUACGUGAGGAAACUGGACGUCUCCGUCAAAAUCAUCCGGAUGGAGCAGAGGUCGGGGCUGAUCCGCGCCCGGCUGCGGGGAGCAGCAGCUUCCCAGGGGCAGGUGAUCACCUUCCUGGAUGCCCACUGCGAGUGCACCCUGGGCUGGCUGGAGCCACUGCUGGCCAGGAUCAAGGAGGACAGGAAAAGAGUUGUCUGCCCAAUCAUUGAUGUGAUCAGUGAUGACACGUUUGAGUACAUGGCUGGGUCAGACAUGACUUAUGGAGGGUUCAACUGGAAGCUCAACUUCCGCUGGUAUCCAGUGCCCCAGAGAGAGAUGGACAGGAGGAAAGGGGACAGGACCUUGCCUGUCAGGACCCCUACUAUGGCUGGUGGCCUAUUUUCUAUUGACAGAAACUACUUUGAAGAGAUAGGAACUUACGAUGCAGGAAUGGAUAUCUGGGGUGGCGAGAAUCUUGAAAUGUCUUUUAGGAUCUGGCAGUGUGGGGGCUCCCUGGAGAUCGUCACCUGCUCACACGUGGGACACGUUUUCAGGAAGGCAACCCCCUACACCUUCCCUGGUGGCACAGGGCAUGUCAUCAACAAGAACAACAGGAGGCUGGCAGAGGUCUGGAUGGAUGAGUUCAAGGACUUCUUCUACAUAAUAUCCCCAGGUGUUGUUAAGGUGGAUUACGGCGACGUCUCCGUCCGAAAAGCACUGAGGGAGAACCUGCAGUGCAAACCCUUCUCGUGGUACCUGGAGAACAUCUACCCCGACUCCCAGAUCCCCCGGCGCUAUUACUCACUGGGCGAGAUCAGGAACGUUGAAACCAACCAGUGUUUAGACAACAUGGGCCGCAAGGAGAAUGAGAAAGUGGGCAUCUUCAACUGCCAUGGCAUGGGGGGAAAUCAGGUGUUCUCCUACACUGCCGACAAGGAGAUCCGCACGGAUGACUUGUGCCUGGACGUCUCGAGGCUGAACGGCCCCGUCCUCAUGCUGAAGUGCCACCACAUGAGGGGGAACCAGCUCUGGGAGUACGAUGCUGAGACCCACACGUUCCUGCACAUCAUCACCCAGUCCUGCCUGACCAUAAGCAGGAUAGAGGAUGGCACCCGUGGGCCCACGGUGGAGGCUUGCAAUGGCAGCCCCCUGCAGACCUGGCUGCUAAGGAACUACACCAGGCUGGAAGUCUUUAGGAACAUUUUUUACAGCCCCACUGACUAUUUCCUUUAG
Chaetura pelagica (chimney swift) is the source of this 1525-nucleotide messenger RNA. It is a transcript of the gene GALNT13, whose product is annotated as polypeptide N-acetylgalactosaminyltransferase 13. The transcript has 10 exons. Gene Ontology annotation, cellular component: Golgi apparatus. The coding region runs from base 29 to 1525 and encodes 498 amino acids. The record is from RefSeq and is a predicted model, not a curated record. Lineage: Eukaryota; Metazoa; Chordata; Aves; Apodiformes; Apodidae.